This is a messenger RNA of Hydra vulgaris (swiftwater hydra), 2606 nucleotides long. Its product is annotated as molybdenum cofactor biosynthesis protein 1. The record is from RefSeq and is a predicted model, not a curated record. Gene Ontology annotation, molecular function: cyclic pyranopterin monophosphate synthase activity; 4 iron, 4 sulfur cluster binding; metal ion binding. Gene Ontology annotation, biological process: Mo-molybdopterin cofactor biosynthetic process. Lineage: Eukaryota; Metazoa; Cnidaria; Hydrozoa; Anthoathecata; Hydridae.
GGCAAAUUUGACCAGUUAGUCGGCAAAUGUAGACUCUUUCGAUAGGUUAGUCGAUAAUUUAAACAGUUAGUCGUGGAGUCAUGGAGUCUUUACUAAAAAUUUUCAAAAUAAGCAAAUAUUUAAAAAGAAAGGAAUCUUUGGUGCGCUUGUUUUCAGAUAAGGUUCCACAUGAUAAGAAGACAUUCUCAUCAUUUCUUACUGAUUCAUUUGGAAGAAGACACAAUUAUUUGAGAAUAUCACUGACUGAAAGGUGCAAUUUAAGAUGUGGUUAUUGCAUGCCAGAAGAAGGUGUCUUAUUAACAAACAAAGAUGAUCUUUUAACAAAUGAAGAAAUGAUAAGAUUAGCAAGAUUGUUUGUUUUUGAAGGUGUUAAUAAAAUUCGACUUACUGGUGGUGAACCACUUGUCAGAAAAGAUAUUGUUCAAAUUUGUGAUCAACUUAGCUCCUUAAAAGGACUUAAAACGCUCGCUAUUACAACCAAUGGAUUGGUUGCUGAGCAAAAGCUUUUAUAUCUAAAACAAGCAGGUUUAACAAAUGUCAAUAUUAGCCUAGAUACAAUGAUUGAAAAAAAAUUUGAAUUCAUUUCACGGAGAAAAGGAUUAACGAAGGUUUUUAAUGCAAUUGAAAAAGCUAUUGAAUUAAAGUUUAAUUCUGUUAAGAUAAACUGUGUAGUGAUGAAAGGUCUCAAUGAUGAUGAGUUGAUUGAAUUUGUAAACUUUACUCAAAACAAGCCAGUUGAUGUCCGUUUCAUUGAAUAUAUGCCAUUUGAUGGUAACAAAUGGGCCCCUGUUAAAUUUGUACCUUAUGGUGAAAUGUUAAAGUUAAUUUUUCAAAAGUUUCCAGAUAUUGUAAAAGUUGAAGAUGAUCCAAAUGAUACUGCUAAAACGUAUAAAGUUCCAGACUUUAAAGGUCGUUUUGGCUUUAUUACAUCAAUGAGCGAACAUUUUUGUGGAACAUGCAAUAGACUUCGUUUAACUGCUGACGGAAAUUUAAAAGUUUGUUUGUUUGGACCUAACGAAGUUUCUUUGCGCGACUUAAUAAGGUCCGGAGCAUCUGACACAGAUUUACUAAAUAUUAUAUCAAUUGCUGUUGGGAGUAAAAAAAAACAACAUGCAGUUGUGCGUUCCUACCCAAUUGUUUAUCAACCAAUUCCAUUACUUGGCAAUAUAAUUCAUAAUACAUCAAUAUUUUUUCGAAACAUUUCAGUGAGAUAUUUAUAUGUUUCCAGUAUUAACAGAAAACUAACGCACGUUACCAAAAAUGGCGAGGUUAUGAUGGUUGACACCAGUGAUAAGAUGUCAACUCGUCGUACAGCAUCGGCAUGUGGUCAGGUAAAAGUUAAUGUAGAAAUUAUGAAUCAAAUUAAAAAAAAUCUUUUGAAAAAAGGUGAUGUUUUAAACGUUGCUAAGAUAGCAGGAAUAAUGGCUGCAAAAAAAACACAAGAUCUAAUACCGUUGUGUCACAACAUCAAUCUAUCUAAAAUUGAUGUUAAUAUUUACUUGAUUGAAUCAGAGUCAGUCGUUAAAGUCGAAUGUUGCGUUUCUGCUGAAGGACAAACUGGAGUUGAAAUGGAAGCAUUAACGGCAGUGUCAAUUUCAUGCCUAACUAUUUACGAUAUGUGUAAAGCGUUAUCGCAUGACAUAGUUAUUCAAAGCAUUCUGCUUAACAGUAAAUGCGGUGGCAAAAAAAAUUUUAUCCGAUCAGUUUUAUGAUUUGGUAAUUUGUUCGCGUUUGUAUAUCUUGCUGAACAUUUUUAACGUUGAAUUUGAUUUACCACUUUAUAUUUUACUAUUUGCUUAUAUAAUUAUAUAUUGUUGUUGUUAUAGAAACGCCUCGAGAGUUAAAGUUUGUUUAUUUAUAAAGGGUGUGUACUGGAUUUGAUAUUAGACGAAUAUUGUUUUAAAAAAAAAGUGUACACUGUCCUCCAAAAUAUUAGCAACCAAAUGGAAAAAAUAUUUUUUCUUCAAAUAUUUUAAUUAUAACUUAAUUUACUGAACGCAGCAAUUUUUUUAAAAAAGACAUUAGUAAUACUACGGUUAAUAUAAGUAAUAUACGGUUAGUAUUUACGGUUAGUAUCUUCUCGGCAUAAGCACAAUGAGUUUAAUUUCUUUUUCUGGUGUAAUCUCAUUCUAGUUGGCUUCAAUAGCUUUAUCAGGGUUUUUGAAGGGUCUUAUGUAUUUUAAGGAAAGUUCAACUUGAUACCAUAAAUUUACAAUUGGGUUAUUUUAGAUUAGUUGAUCGAGUUGGGCAUUUCAUUAUUUUAAUUUGAUUCUUUUUAUAUCAUUUUUUUUACGAGUUUAGAGGUGUGUUUUAUGUCGUUGUAUAGUUGAAAUAUCCAUAUAAAGGCAUGUUUUUAUCAGCAUGAGAAACCAUUUUUUUCUAUGAGAUCUAUCACAAUAAAAAAAUUUAUCUAUAAUGCUAUUUGUUCGACGGAUACGUCCAAUUUCGGUAAAACUAGAAAAACAACCCCAAACCACUUUUUCCACCACCAUAUUAUAUGUACUGUCAAAUUUAUAAUAUAUUUAGUGAUUAUAUAUUCUCGGUAUAUAUUUAUUGUAUAUAAUAUAUAGAUGUUUUUAUUGUAGAAGAAAAUAGAAUUUUGUUAA